AUGAGUAUUGCUAGUGUAGUUGCUAAAGGAUCUAAAAAAAGAGCCAUUGCCCAAUGUAUCUGUACUAAGUCAGAUAAGCACGAAGUAAUCGUUAAUAAUAGGCCUUUUGCUUUAAUGCAGCCACAAAUGUUGCGAUCUAAAGUUAUGGAAGUCUUUAUGUUAUUAGACCGGAAGUAUUAUGAGAACUUAGCCUUUAAAGUAUCAGUACGUGGUGGUGGUGACGUCACUAGAAUGUACGCUAUUAGACAAUCUAUUGCUAAGGGUUUAUUAGCCUUUUAUGGUAAGUUUAUUGAUGAGCAAGUGCAAAGUGAGCUUAAGGCAGUGAUUGCUAAGUACGACCGGUUUAUGUUGGUGGCCGAUUCAAGGCGUAAGGAGCCAAAGAAGGCGGGAGGACCUGGUGCUCGUGCGAGAUACCAGAAGUCGUACCGAUAA
Messenger RNA from Nematocida homosporus, 432 nucleotides. RefSeq names its product small subunit ribosomal protein S16e. Bases 1 to 432 code for a protein of 143 amino acids. Lineage: Eukaryota; Fungi; Microsporidia. The record is from RefSeq and is a predicted model, not a curated record. Gene Ontology annotation, biological process: translation; maturation of SSU-rRNA from tricistronic rRNA transcript (SSU-rRNA, 5.8S rRNA, LSU-rRNA). Gene Ontology annotation, molecular function: RNA binding; structural constituent of ribosome. Gene Ontology annotation, cellular component: cytosolic small ribosomal subunit; ribosome. The transcript has a single exon.